AUGUCACGAAUCCUAUGUGUGGCCGAAAAGCCAGCCAUUGCAAAGGCCGUGGCUCAACAUCUGUCCGGAGGAUCCUUUCAAACAGUCUCGAUUCGCGGAAGUCCAUAUGUUAAGAAUUAUCUCUUUGACUUCAACUUCGGGAACCCUUGGGGCACCUGUUCGGUUACCAUGACCAGCGUUAUCGGUCACUUGACAGCCCUCGACUUUGAAAGUAACUAUAGGGGAUGGACAUCCUGUCCGCCUGGGGCGCUGUUUGAGGCUCCAGUACAAGAGUCUGUGGCCCAUGAUAAGAAAGCAGUCGCACGAAACAUCGCGGAACAGGCUGCGCGAUCCAAAGCCCUGUUUAUCUGGACCGACUGUGAUAGAGAAGGAGAGCAUAUCGGCACAGAAGUCCGGAAAGAGGCACGGCGAGGGAAUGCACGAAUUCUGGUCAAGCGGGCGAAAUUCAGUAAUACUGAAAGGGCUCACGUCCUACAGGCUGCUCGGGCAUUGAUUGAGCUUGAUGAACUUCAAGCCAACGCUGUAGCUGCGAGAAUCGAAUUGGAUUUGCGAAUUGGGGCCGCAUUUACGCGUCUACAAACCCUACAGCUGCAGAACCUCUCACCAAUCCUAGCAGAACAACCCAUUAGUUAUGGAUCCUGCCAAUUCCCCACACUAGGCUUCGUCGUCGACCGCUACUUACGAGUGAAGAACUUCAAACGGGAGAAAUUCUGGGGCAUCAAAGUAAUGUACACCCGAGACGAUGUCAAAGUCAAUUUUCUCUGGAGACGGGUCCAUCUAUUCGACAGAGCCGCCGUGACAAUCAUGCUCGAACGGUGUCUGGCAGUAAAGAAGGCCAAGGUCGUCAAGGUGAACCAGAAGCCUACCAGCAAAUGGAGGCCUUUGCCAUUGACGACGGUGGAUUUGCAAAUGAUGGGAAGUCGAUAUCUGCGUAUGGACAGUCAGAAAAUCAUGAAGAUCGCAGAGGGUCUUUACACGAAAGGUUUCAUCAGCUAUCCGCGUACAGAAACAGACCAGUUCGACAAGGCCAUUGAUCUGAAGAAGCUCGUUGAGAAGCAAUUCCCCGAUAAUAACUGGGGCCAAUAUGCACGAGACCUCAUCAACGGCAAAUUUAGAACUCCCCGCUCAGGCCGCCACAACGACCGUGCUCAUCCCCCAAUCCAUCCGGUCUGCUGGGUCGCACCAUCGGCGCUUCCCACCGCAGACGAUCGAAAAGUCUACGAGUUCGUCGUCCGGCGGUUCCUUGCCUGCUGCUCUGAAGACGCUAAGGGCCAAAGCACGGAGAUCGAAAUCCAGUACGGCGACGAGUUCUUCCACGCCAACGGGCUGACCGUCUUGGAAAGAAACUAUCUGGAUGUAUACGUGUACGAUAAAUGGGAGAGCAGCCAGCAGCUGCCGAAAUUCGAACCAGGGGAGAUGUUUGAGCCCACGGAGGCCAAGAUCUUUGAUGGAAAGACGUCGCCUCCGAAUUAUUUGACUGAACCUGAACUUAUUGGUCUUAUGGAUGCGAAUGGUAUCGGCACCGAUGCUACCAUGGCCGAGCACAUUGCUAAGAUCAAGGACCGGCAAUACGUCGCAACACGGAAUCGAGGAUCAGGUCGGAGUUCGGUGCAGGAACUCAUCCCGACGCAGCUGGGUGUCGCGUUGGUUGAGGGAUAUGAUAAUGUCGUGACUGGAUUGCCGGAUAGUCCUUCGUUGAGUAAACCGUUUCUGCGUAAGGAGAUGGAACUGCGCAUGCGAGAGAUUUGUGCGGGAACCAAGACACGGCAACAGGUUGUCUUUGAGAGUCUCGAUAUGUAUCGGGAGGUGUUUAUCCAUACGCAGAGACGGAUCAAUAUGCUCAAGGAUGCUUGUCGGAAGUAUCUAAUAGAGGGUGCGAUGUCGUGA
Molecule: messenger RNA, 1887 nt
Organism: Aspergillus chevalieri
Lineage: Eukaryota; Fungi; Ascomycota; Eurotiomycetes; Eurotiales; Aspergillaceae
Gene: TOP3
Product: DNA topoisomerase 3
Exons: 7
Coding region: 1-1887 (628 amino acids)
Biological process (GO): DNA topological change
Cellular component (GO): nucleus
Molecular function (GO): DNA binding; DNA topoisomerase type I (single strand cut, ATP-independent) activity
Source: RefSeq, a predicted model, not a curated record